Linnemannia hyalina is the source of this 1428-nucleotide messenger RNA. NCBI's taxonomy places the organism in Eukaryota, Fungi, Mortierellomycota, Mortierellomycetes, Mortierellales, Mortierellaceae. The record is from the annotation of a GenBank genome assembly.
AUGGACAACGACAAGAAGACAAACAUGAGGCAGCAGACAGGCGCCAAGAAACGGAAUGGCUUUCUCCUCCUACCAACCCUCCUCACCCUCCUCAUCUCAUCCGCCAUCUGUACAGAUGCCUUCACCGCAGAAGCAAAAGCCUUCCAGAUCUCAUCUGCCAUGGACAUUGAAAUGAUCACCUCCUGGGAACCAUCAGACCCCACCCGCUUCAACCCAUACACUGGUUCCCUCCUAGCACCCCUGAUGAUCCCCCGUGUCUCUGGAACUGCCAACAAUACUCGCGUCCAAAAUUUCAUCCUUGACUUUUUCGCAAAGCUGAACGCGACCAGUCUUGCAGAGACCACGAUUACCCCUGAGGAGGAUAAUCAGGACAACCAUAACCAACCCAUUGUCAAACGUACAGUCAGCAAGCGGUUCGAGGCUAAAGUCCAGGAAAAGGAGAAACUCUUCCGACGAGCCCCUGAUACUACAGGAACAGGUUGGCAUGUGGAAUUGGACCAGUUCGUCGACAAGACUCCCUUUGGCGAAAAGACAUUUACCAACAUGAUCUUUACAAAGAACCCCAAAGCCGAGAACCGUUUGGUCUUUGCGGCCCAUUUCGACUCUAAAUAUUUCCCACCAACGGAUAAGCCUAGCGGGCAGUGGAAUGGUGGAGACGAUACAUUGCCGUUUGUGGCGGCGACGGAUUCUGCGGCGCCCUGUGCAAUGUUGUUGGAUCUGGCAGCCAGUUUGGACAGGGCUUUGGAUCAACCAGGACGCGAUGAUCAGGACACCACGCUGCAGUUGAUCUUUUUCGACGGUGAGGAGGCCUUUGGGGAAUGGAGGGCAGACGACUCACUUUAUGGCUCCAGACACUUGGCAGAAAAGUGGGAGAAGCAGAGGAUCACACGCACCAGAAUGGCAACAGGUAGAAACGGCGGUUCGACAUCCAACAACCUAGACGGGAUCGAACUGUUUGUACUUCUGGACCUCUUGGGCGUCGAGAAUCCUCGCGUGCCUUCUUACUUUGGCGCAACCCAUUGGGCACACGAACACUCUCUGGAAAUCGAGCAGCGCUUGUGGGACGCCAAGUUGCAUGGAGGUCAAGUUCUGGCCAGGAGAAAGGAGGGUCGUUCGGAAGAGCGGGCCGAUGAGGAUGAGGAUGAUAUGGAUCAAUUGGAGAUCGAUGAGCCCAUGACGCCCUUCUUUACCCAGCAGCCCAGCUGGGGUGGCAUUGACGAUGAUCAUCGUCCAUUCAUGCAGAGGGGUGUGCCCAUCUUUCAUGUCAUCCCCACGCCCUUCCCACACGUCUGGCACAAAUUGGAGGAUGAUGCGACUGUGAUCUCGCCAGAGGUGGUCGAAGGAUGGGCCAACAUCUUCCGCACGUUCGCAGUGGAAUACCUCCAAUUGCUCAAGGCUAAGCCCAUUCAUCGUCGCGACGAGUUGUGA